UAUUAGUUAUUUUUUCAUAUAUCAGCUUUUAGUUAUAGUCUUUAACUGGCAUCCCGUUUUGUGUCUGCUCGCCUUCGUUACCGGAUCAAUCUUCUCACGUUGAAACUCACCAGGAGCCGGGUGACGUCAAAGUUCCACGAGCUCUAAACCUCCCACCAAGAGUCUGACUUCCUAGUUGGAUGUCCUCGGCGCAGAUGCGGUUUUCGGGUAGGGGCAUCACGGCAUUAGCCGAGGACGUCGAUCAGCAGUACGCGAGAUGUCAUCGAUGGAAUAGGAUCGUCAUCGGAUGUAUCCUGAUGGAUUUCACUCCGCAUACUUAUCGGAGCUUCGGUACCGGCGACCGUUCUCAGAAAAUCUUGCCUAAAGACUAUUAGAUACUUUGUGUCAAAAUUUACAGAACUGUUAGAAAUAUCGUGAACUUCGUGCGUAGACGCUAAAUUUUCGGAAAGAAUAACACAAUAGGCCCAAAACGUGUUACGCCUGAUAAUGCGAUGGCAAAUACGAAAUUAUCGAAAUUAUCGAGAUAAUCGCACAUCGACGCUAAUCGUGCUCGAUCCAAUUUUCUUCCCUUGUUUGGACAGGGUGAAUCCAGCUUCGCAGCCUUCGCACUCGUGAUACUCUACGUAAUAUCUUUUGAUAAAUUUGGAAUCCCAAUUUCUGAAUACGAUACAAUUAAUUAAAAUUUUCUAUUCAUGAUGUAUAAUUCAUGAAAAAGCGAUAGAUAACUGAAACUAUUAAAGCAAAAUUAUAUAUGCCUGGCAAUAUCUUAAUCUUGUUAUAUUAUAAUUUUCUAUCAUCCUUCGGUAUUUCUCAACAUGAUUAGCAUGUAUCGAAAGUUCGAUUAAUUCGAGCAGUUUGAUUGUAUUUUUUUAUGGGAGGUCGCUGACAAUCGGCUGUCAAGUUAGCAGAAUCGAUUAACAUCGAUGUAUCAAUGUAUUCACCAGAAUGACAUUAGCGAAUGUCUUAAGAUGAAUCCGUCGAUGUUACUGCAACUCGUCCAGAGUCUUUCGAUAUGGUGCGAGCGCAGUCUGCGUUUUUAUUGACUAGACGAGAAACGCCAGCAAACGCCAACGAACGCCAUCAACCGCUCAGACAAAUCGAUAAACUGGCGCGAGCUAUUGCGGCAGUGUCGAGAAUUUCCAAAGUUUAACCCUCGAUAGGGAGAACGUCGGCUUAUCACCGAUUUUCGUAAAGCGACCAACGAUCGGCGAUCAGGAUGAUGACUUGUUGGGUCCUCGUCGGCGUCUUCGCAGCCAUAGUACUCAUUUACGGCCUCUUCGAACUGCAUUAUUUCUUGCGUAUAUUCCUCACCAUCUUCCUUGCACGUUUUUGCAAGAAAAGAGUACACAUUCUCGACGAAACCGUAGUUUAUGGAAUUUGUACCACCACUGAUGUAGACGCUCCGUAAAGCGACCAACGAUCGGCGAUCAGGAUGAUGACUUGAUUAUAAUUUAUCGAUUUUGCGAGAGCCGAUUUCUAUGAGAGAACAGAUCUGUAUCGAGAGGUUUGUUCUCAAGGAUCGGGCGUCGUGCAAGGAGCUACAACUAUACGCUACAGACGCUUUAUCAAGCCGUUAAUGAUUUUUAAAAUAACGUCCAAGAUUAUUUAUUGGGACGAGAAAAGUUUCUUCAUGGAGCAUCGAUUUAUCACGCCGAGCGAUGGUUUUAUAAGGGCUAUCGCGAUUUGCAGGCAGAGACUCCUUGACUGUAGCGCUGACACUGUUAUCGGCGCUUUAUUGAACCGCAGAGUGAAACAAAAGGGAAAUGUCGAAGCAGGUGUAACGCAGGUACCUCCUGCGAAGCCAGAAAUGCCACCCGAACUGAGCAGAUGGAUAGAGAGCAAUGAGAUAUCCUCGGCAAUAUUGAGACAGGAGCCGAUCAUUACAACGCAUUGCUGACAAAAAGACGCUGCGACGUCUAGCAACGACGUCGUUGCGACACCGAUAUACACAACUACGACCGUGUAAUAAAUAUCGGAAAAUGCGAUAUAUAUUCUUGAUCUCUAACCUUUAAUCUUCGGACGAUAUCCUGGCAGGAUUCCAGAAUGAUAUUAAUUUAGCGACUCUAGUAACUUGAAUGUUUAAUUACUAGGGUGGAGCAAAUAUAAACGAGACUUGUUAAAAAAAUAUUUAUUUGAUUAAUAUAUGAAAACUAACACAAAAUUAUUUUUCUACAUAGCAUCCACUAAUGUUUACACAUUUUUGCCACCGCACCGGCAGUUUUUUUCACCCUGCUUUAUAAAAAGUAGCAGAAUAAGUACGAAAUCAAUUGUGCAAUUCGUUGGAAAACCUUUCUCUCCAUAAGGCUUUUUUUAAGAGGUCCAAACAAAUCCAUCAUAUAUAACAAUGCGCAUUAAAAAUGCGUCUCCUUUUGCUGCAUGGCGAUCCAAAAGUCUCAGAUUUCAGCUCGUACGGCCUUCUGAUCUGCAUUUAAAAUUCGAGACAACCAUCGUGCAGUGAUUUUUCGAAAUCAUAACUCAUUCUCAAUGAUUGUUUGCACAUUUCCAUAACUUAUGCCAAUCCCUUUACUAAUUUCACGAGCAAUUAUUCGUCGGUCGUCAAUAAGAUCGCGAAUUUGUUGAAUGAUCUCAGGCGUAAUACUCGUCUUUGAUCGACGCGCAUGUCAAAUUUGCAACUUUUUCACGACCUUCACAAAAAAACUUAUGCCAUUUGCAUACUUGGGACUUCGAUAACGUGUUCUUAUCGAACUGUAUGCGUAAUUGGCACAAAAUUUCAGCUGGUUUAACAUGUUCGCGUGUUAAAAAUUUAAUAAUUAUGCAUUGCGCAACCGAGGAAGGCACCUUUUAUUUACUCGUCGUGCCUACUAUUAAACAAACGAUUGUAGAAACAAACGCGCAGCUUAGAGCUGGUCUAGACACAUCUAUCAACAGCCCACUAUUCUUACAACAAUGAGCGUUAAAGUAUAUUGCUUCUAUUUGAAAAGUCUCGUUCAUAUUUGAUCGACCUACGUAUUUACGAUACAAUGACAAAAACUUAGCGCGUAAAAAUUUCCGGGCGAAGUAAACGAUAAAAAUGAUCUACGAUGAGACUUAUCUAUGAGAUCUAUGAUCUAAUGUCCGCUUAUUAAUACAGAAUAAAAAUAGUUAAUAUAAUAUUCGGAAAGCGGUUUUUCUCUUGCUCUGAUAGUCUAUUGAAAUGUGGAUUAAAUAAAUUAAAAAAAAAAAAUAACUUACAUAGCAAAAUU
Molecule: messenger RNA, 3203 nt
Organism: Formica exsecta
Lineage: Eukaryota; Metazoa; Arthropoda; Insecta; Hymenoptera; Formicidae
Product: protein THEM6
Exons: 8
Source: RefSeq, a predicted model, not a curated record